Metopolophium dirhodum (rose-grain aphid) is the source of this 579-nucleotide messenger RNA. RefSeq names its product venom peptide isomerase heavy chain-like. The record is from RefSeq and is a predicted model, not a curated record. Gene Ontology annotation, molecular function: serine-type endopeptidase activity. NCBI's taxonomy places the organism in Eukaryota, Metazoa, Arthropoda, Insecta, Hemiptera, Aphididae. The transcript has 3 exons. Bases 1 to 579 code for a protein of 192 amino acids. Gene Ontology annotation, biological process: proteolysis.
AUGGUGGCAUUAUUUGAACAUAACUCAACUGUAUACAUCCAUAAUGGACUUAUAUUCAACGGCACAUUAUUUAUUCCCAAAGAUUAUCCGUACGUAGUGUCUAUACGAAUAAAGCUACAAAAAGACACAGACUAUAAUAUUUGUACUGGCUCAUUGCUAAACAAAUUUUUGGUAUUGACAGCUGGUCAUUGUUGUUAUAGACACCAAGCUAAUAAAAUACAAGUAUGUCAAGGAUCAAGGUAUAAGGAUCAAAACUAUGAUCACGAAACUGACUGGCAUAAUGUUUCCAAAAUGUACGUACACGAAAAAUAUGAUCCAGGUAUACAUAACCAAGAACCUGAACAUGAUGACAUCUGUUUGUUAAAAGUAGCAAAAACAUUUCCGAAUAUCACGAAAUUUUCGAAAUUUGGUGGUUCGCCUAAUGAUUUUGCCAAUGGCAAAAAGUUGAGUUGUACAAUAAUUGGAUUUGGUUCAAUAGCUGAUGCCCGGGAUAGCUCAUCUGAUAAUGGUUUGUUUGGUAGGAUCACCACCGUUGAUGUCUUACAUGGUGAAAAAGCUUGUUUAAAACCCUCUCCGUAA